Haliotis rubra (blacklip abalone) is the source of this 2652-nucleotide messenger RNA. RefSeq lists its product as uncharacterized. The transcript is spliced from 20 exons. NCBI's taxonomy places the organism in Eukaryota, Metazoa, Mollusca, Gastropoda, Lepetellida, Haliotidae. The coding region runs from base 62 to 2587 and encodes 841 amino acids. The record is from RefSeq and is a predicted model, not a curated record.
CAACAAGGGAGUAAUCCAUGUUCAUAUUUGAACUUCCGCUUCCACCGUUGGAUAAUUCAAGAUGAAUCAUGCAGCCAUAAUCCCAAAUCGGUUCCAGCUGAACGAGGACUUUGACAAUAUAAUCGUUCCGAGUCAAACUUCAAGAAAGAGGAGGAAUUUAAGGAAGGGUGAUACUGUUGCACAGAAGGCUUCAAAGUCAACAUGCCCAAAACAACCGCAGCAUCAGCAAAUUCAUCACCAGCAACAGCCGGGUCCGUCUGAUCAAGAACUCUCUACUCCUAAAACAGUCAUUGAAUCUGAGUAUACACUCACACCACUAAGGCAGUAUGAGCACCUGCUGAUACAGGGUAAAGGCCUGUCUCCGUGCAGCCCCCAUCACACUGCAUUUGCCCUGCAAGACUUUGACCAGACAUGUAACAAAUUGAAGGAUGUCUAUUACAUUGUUCGGAGACGGCACAUUACGUGUUGUGAUGGAAAUACCUGGGUCUAUGCUUGCCAGUGUGAAAGGGCAAGGGAGACACUGGUGUUUGCCAUUGAACAACCGUAUAAUUGCUCAGUCCAAGAAAUCAAAGAUUUAGAUCAGCAUGCCAAUCAUGUCGAAUGUCUUCAUAUCAAGGCAUGCAGAGAGCUGUUAAGGAGCACCAUCACGACUGAUGACUACAAUUCCCAUUCUGUCAAUGAUGUGUCAGAUCACCAAUAUUGCAAGUCCAAUGAUCAUGUGGAGUUAUAUCCCCUUUUGUCAACAGAACAUGCUGUGUGUGUCCACAUAUCUACCGGUAACUCAUCCAACGAGUCAUAUGCCAUUGUCAGCUUAAACUUUCAAGGUGGGCACUCAUUAGCAUGUUCUGUAUGCAAAAAGGCACCAUGCCCACAUACAGAUGCCAUCAAGUGUUCUGGGCACUCAUUAGCUGAGGUACUGAAAGAGCUGUUGUCAUCAAAACCAUCUUUCAGGGCACGAUAUGUCCCUUAUCCAAUAUCAAAAAAAAAAAUAGAUUUCAGCAUGUCUAGUUUUCAAGGAACAUAUGAAAACAGUUUUGCCCCAGACACAUCAGGCAUCUGUGUUUGUGGAUCUCCUUGGGGUGAGCUCACAGAUGGCCUGGACUCAAUGAUGUUCACCGCAACCACUUCAUCCAGUGUUAGAGUUUUUGAAAGACAGUGCAGCAACUGCCAAAGAACAAAAGAAUUUGAUGGUGGGGAUCAGCAUGUUCUCAACAUGGGAACCUAUAUGGUUUCACACCAAGUCUUUCGACAGUAUUCCAAACAGUUCCUCACAGAUGGAACAACACUGUCUUCUUUUUAUAAAACAUUGGUGUGGCAGCAUGCUGAAAAUGGUGAUCAGGAAUUCAGUAACCAACUGUCCUACUACAGAUUCCGAUAUGCAUGGUAUGCAUACUUGGACUUGCUGGAUAUAUCCUAUGAGGAGGGCUUCCAGUGCCCCUGCUGUGGGGAGUCACCAGAGGUAGUCAUUAUGGAUGGUGUCACCCUGGGGAUCAAAAACACCCACAUGGACUGGAAGAUGCCACAAGAAGAACCACAGAAUCUGGAUGGAAGUACUUUCAGCUCUAGGGUCUUUAUCAAGAAUCAGAGCUGUAGAAAGCUGUUGAGGCAGUUUACAAUUCGCAGCCUCACCCAACAGGAAAUGGCGGAGCUUCAGACGCUGCUGACCACAUAUACACCCUUUUUGGAGCCUUUGUUUUCAGAAAUUGGUUCAAAUUUUCAUUAUGGAAAGUGCCCCAAAAUUUUCAGUUCUAUCAUUUGUACCUUGAGCUCGGAUUAUCCUUUGUUGGCUUUAAUUCAUAUUGAAGAUGAAAUUGUUUUGGAUAUUCUCAUGGAUGAGUCUAAAGGGGCAAAUUUUAGACAUAACAUCUCUUACAUGGCCAUUUUGGAAGAUAAAGUCCCAACACUCUUUUCACUGCUGUCUCAUUUUUCAGAAACUCCUGCUUAUGUUCGUCCCCUGUUGCUUGCUUUUGUAGAAAAUGUGGGUCAGUUUUUGAAGGUCGAUGAACAUGAUUUAGAGAUUUCUGAAUCAGAAGCACAUCCAGACAUGAGGACCCUGUACUUUCCAUCACUGAAUGUCUGCAACCGGAGAGGCUCAUAUGUUUUGGAUGACAAGAACCAAAGGGGACCCUGCAGGAAAAGUCCUGGGAGUCAUCAUUCACUGACCCCAGGAUUGUUCACUUUAUCCUGUCAACAUGGUGUGUGCUAUGGAUUUAGAAUGAUGCAGGAUGCUGAGUCCCCAAAUGUUCCCUUCACCCUUCUCCGUACACGGUUCAAGAAAGCUCCCAAGAUGGUCAUCUAUGACAAUGUAUGUAACCUGCAUGCAUAUUGUAUGAACCGAGAUCCAGGUUUUUUCAAAAACACCUGGUUUGUUGUUGACCGAUUCCACUGGCCAAAUCACAAAGGUUGUCAUGAUGGAUACAAUCUAUCAAAAUACAAUAAAUACAGAAGCAUGAAUACUCAAGUAGCUGAACAACGGAAUGCUACAUUGAAUAAAUUAAGAACACCCGGUACCGCCCUCCCAUGGAACAGAGAACCCAGGCAUGCUCUGGUCCCACUGCAAGAAGGACACACACGUGCUGCCAUGUGAUGUGACCUGUAAACAAUGGAGUGUUGACAGGAUCUUCACGUGAAGGAUCAGAUUUAUCAACAUUG